Acanthisitta chloris (rifleman) is the source of this 2049-nucleotide messenger RNA. RefSeq names its product transformation/transcription domain-associated protein. Gene Ontology annotation, biological process: regulation of DNA-templated transcription; DNA repair. Gene Ontology annotation, cellular component: nucleus; NuA4 histone acetyltransferase complex; SAGA complex. Gene Ontology annotation, molecular function: transcription coregulator activity; protein binding. NCBI's taxonomy places the organism in Eukaryota, Metazoa, Chordata, Aves, Passeriformes, Acanthisittidae. The annotation marks the transcript as partial. The record is from RefSeq and is a predicted model, not a curated record. The transcript has 11 exons.
GGUCUUGAAGUUAUUGAGUCAACCAACCUGAAGUACUUCACCAAGGAGAUGACUGCUGAGUUCUAUGCACUGAAGGGAAUGUUCUUGGCCCAGAUCAACAAGUCUGAAGAGGCAAACAAAGCCUUUUCUGCAGCUGUGCAAAUGCAUGAUGUGUUGGUGAAGGCCUGGGCCAUGUGGGGGGACUACCUGGAGAACAUCUUCGUGAAGGAAAGGCAGCUUCACCUGGGAGUGUCUGCCAUCACCUGCUACCUGCAUGCCUGUCGUCACCAGAAUGAGAGCAAGUCCAGGAAGUACUUAGCAAAGGUCCUUUGGCUGCUGAGUUUUGAUGAUGACAAGAACACAUUGGCAGAUGCAGUAGACAAGUACUGCAUUGGUGUUCCUCCCAUCCAGUGGCUGGCCUGGAUCCCACAGCUGCUGACAUGCCUGGUUGGCUCCGAGGGCAAACUCCUCCUCAACCUCAUCAGUCAGGUGGGAAGAGUCUACCCCCAAGCUGUCUACUUCCCUAUCAGGACCCUCUAUUUGACCUUGAAAAUAGAGCAGCGAGAGCGCUACAAGAGCGAUUCUGGGCAGCAGCAGCCAAGCUCAGUGGGCAGCCAGUCCCACUCUGCCUCAGACCCUGGGCCCAUCAGAGCCACUGCCCCCAUGUGGAGAUGUAGCAGGAUUAUGCACAUGCAGAGGGAAUUGCAUCCAACACUUUUAUCUUCUCUGGAAGGCAUUGUAGAUCAGAUGGUGUGGUUCAGGGAGAACUGGCAUGAAGAGGUUCUCAGGCAGCUGCAGCAGGGCCUGGCAAAGUGCUACUCGGUGGCCUUUGAGAAGAGUGGAGCUGUUUCAGAUGCCAAAAUCACUCCUCACACACUUAAUUUUGUCAAGAAGUUAGUCAGCACUUUCGGUGUAGGUCUUGAGAAUGUCUCCAAUGUCUCCACCAUGUUUUCUAGUGCAGCCUCAGAGUCACUAGCUCGGAGAGCACAGGCAACAGCUCAAGAUCCAGUGUUCCAGAAGCUAAAAGGGCAAUUUACAACAGAUUUUGACUUCAGUGUGCCAGGGUCAAUGAAACUUCACAAUCUGAUCUCUAAGCUAAAGAAAUGGAUCAAAAUCCUGGAGGCCAAAACUAAACAGCUUCCAAAGUUCUUCCUUAUAGAGGAGAAGUGUCGCUUUCUGAGCAACUUCUCAGCUCAAACAGCAGAAGUAGAGAUACCUGGAGAAUUCCUGAUGCCAAAGCCAACACAUUACUACAUCAAGAUUGCAAGGUUUAUGCCCAGGGUGGAGAUAGUUCAGAAGCACAACACUGCUGCUCGCAGGCUCUACAUACGUGGCCACAAUGGGAAGAUCUACCCGUACCUAGUGAUGAACGAUGCGUGUCUGACUGAGUCGCGCCGGGAGGAGCGUGUGCUGCAGCUCCUGCGCCUACUCAACCCCUGCCUGGAGAAGAGGAAGGAAACCACAAAGAGACAUUUGUUUUUCACAGUGCCUCGGGUUGUAGCAGUUUCUCCUCAGAUGCGUUUGGUGGAGGACAACCCUUCGUCUCUGUCCCUGGUGGAGAUCUACAAGCAGCGCUGUGCCAAAAAGGGCAUUGAGCAUGACAACCCCAUCUCUCGCUACUAUGACAGACUGGCAACAGUGCAGGCACGAGGGACUCAAGCCAGUCACCAGGUCCUCAGGGAUAUCCUGAAGGAAGUGCAGAGCAACAUGGUGCCUCGCAGCAUGCUGAAGGAGUGGGCCCUGCACACCUUCCCCAAUGCCACUGACUACUGGACCUUCAGAAAGAUGUUCACUAUCCAGUUAGCCCUGAUUGGCUUUGCAGAAUUCAUCUUUCAUUUAAACAGGCUCAACCCUGAAAUGCUACAGAUUGCCCAGGACACUGGCAAGCUGAAUGUGGCUUACUUUCGCUUCGACAUCAAUGAUGCCACUGGGGACUUGGAUGCCAACCGUCCCGUCCCGUUCCGGCUGACUCCCAACAUCUCCGAGUUCCUUACCACCAUUGGAGUCUCUGGGCCACUUACAGCAUCCAUGAUUGCAGUAGCUCGCUGCUUUGCACAGCCAAACUUCAAG